This is a messenger RNA of Chiroxiphia lanceolata (lance-tailed manakin), 475 nucleotides long. RefSeq names its product peptidylprolyl cis/trans isomerase, NIMA-interacting 4 (gene PIN4). The record is from RefSeq and is a predicted model, not a curated record. The coding region runs from base 57 to 458 and encodes 133 amino acids. The transcript is spliced from 4 exons. Lineage: Eukaryota; Metazoa; Chordata; Aves; Passeriformes; Pipridae. Gene Ontology annotation, molecular function: peptidyl-prolyl cis-trans isomerase activity; DNA binding. Gene Ontology annotation, biological process: rRNA processing.
GGCCCCGGCGGCGGGGCGGGGCCCCGGCGGCGGGGCGGGGCCCCGGCGGCGGCAAGAUGGCGCCGAAAGGGAAAGGCGGUGGAAAAGCAGGCGGCAAAGGCGGCAAGGGCGGCGACAGCGGCGGCAGCAGCAGCGAGGGCAAAGCGCAGGGCCCGAAGGGAGGCGGCAGCGCCGUGAAGGUCCGGCACAUCCUGUGCGAGAAGCACGGCCGGGCCAUGGAGGCCAUGGAGAAGCUGAAGUCCGGGCAGCGCUUCAGCGAGGUGGCGGCGCAGUACAGCGAGGACAAGGCCAGGCAAGGGGGGGACCUGGGCUGGAUGAGCAGAGGCUCCAUGGUGGGACCAUUCCAGGAGGCAGCGUUUGCCCUGCCUGUGAGCAGCAUGGACAAGCCUGUGUACACAGACCCUCCGGUCAAGACCAAGUUCGGGUACCACAUUAUCAUGGUGGAAGGCAAGAAAUAAAAUGUGAAUGACCGUGA